GUCGAGGGCAUCAUGCGCCUGCUAAAACCUUCCCUGGUACCCCCCAUAGAUUAUGAAGUUCAUUAUUUCCCGGAGAUGGACCGGGAAUGCGCCGUCCUGGGGCUGGUUUCUCUCGUACUGGCACUCAUCAACAUCAUCUGCAUAUUUUUGGCUGCUUUGGUUGUAUUGAAGAUAAAAGAAGUGGCCCCAAUAACAAACAUGGCAAAAACUUCUAGGUUUUGGAAGGAAGACAUCAAAAUUGCUCGAGAUUAUAACACAUCCAUGCCGGCAGCCGAAGCCGAAGAGCUUGGACAACAGUUUCUAGCAGAAUGGGCGACUUUAAACGGCUUGGAACCAGAUGCUUUAUUAGGUGGCGAUGAUGCCGAAGCUGCGUUAACUCGUUUGGAAACUCUUAAAGAUAUCAUGCAGGAUGUAGAAAAUGAUCCAGUCUUUCAAACUGUUGCUAGGUCUGUAAGCUGCGUUGCUGAUCCAAGACCCUUGAGUCAACGACUGAGCGUCAUGACACUAACACCUUCCAGUUUAGCCACCUCAUCUCCUGCAGUGCGUCGGAAGAGUGAAAUCCGAAGUUGGUUGAGGUCUUCUUUGAGCCCUCACGAGAAUGGUGCUCAAAACGUUCAUCCAGAUCCAUCCUUUAAAGACGUAGAAUUGCGUCGUCCAUAUACGCACAGUCUGUCCCCUAGUCUGCAGAGGGCUACAUCCGGCAUUCGAGGCAGCGUGGCAGUCCUCAGACAAUCCCUGAUGACAUCCGACAACCCGUACACACUGUGGCCUUCCGCAAAACAAGAAUCGGCCAACAAGGUUCGAUUCCUGGUGACUCCAGUGGCCGAAGAAGCUCUCAUGAGCGUGCCUACCUCUCCCAUGCGGCAUCGAAGAGUCAGUCGGUUCUUACAGGACCCAUGCGUCAUAGUGAAAGAAACCACUUGCUGACAUUGCGAGUUCUUUUUUGUUUUCAACCAAAAAGUUAAUUUAUAGACAAUGAAAGCACACUUGGAAUCCUUCAAGAAUGCUGGUCUUGUACAUAGGAACCUCAUUGUACAAUUACUGUUCGAAAUCUGAGCUUUUGCUAAAGAAAACUUAGCAGUUGGAGCCCCAGCUAUUACGCUUUCAAUUGGCAAUGGGUACCAAUAAUCAAAUUCUGCGAAGGAAAUAUACUUAUGAAUAAAAAGUGAGUGUUGUUGACAGCUGAUUCGUCAAAGAAAAUAAUCAAUAAACAAAGGACUCAGGAUCAUUUUAAUUAUAUGUUGUAGAAAAUUGUUAUGCUAAUUAAAUAUAAUAACAAUGAAUAAAUCUUGUUAA
Molecule: messenger RNA, 1296 nt
Organism: Uloborus diversus
Lineage: Eukaryota; Metazoa; Arthropoda; Arachnida; Araneae; Uloboridae
Exons: 7
Coding region: 13-927 (304 amino acids)
Source: RefSeq, a predicted model, not a curated record